Messenger RNA from Suillus subalutaceus, 2564 nucleotides. RefSeq lists its product as uncharacterized. Bases 352 to 2217 code for a protein of 621 amino acids. The record is from RefSeq and is a predicted model, not a curated record. Lineage: Eukaryota; Fungi; Basidiomycota; Agaricomycetes; Boletales; Suillaceae. Gene Ontology annotation, cellular component: actin cortical patch. The transcript is spliced from 8 exons. Gene Ontology annotation, biological process: endocytosis; actin cortical patch localization; actin cortical patch assembly. Gene Ontology annotation, molecular function: Arp2/3 complex binding.
CUGUGGUCAGUGGGGGCCGUGGCCCGUGGCGGGAGAGUCGGGGAGACACCCUUCAGCCUAAGUAGUGUCAAUGGGCAGGACUCCUGGAGUCAUGCCGUGAAGACCCCGAAACGCAAUCCACGGUUAAAACGGGUUGCCCACGAUCUUCACUGUCUUGCUCGCCGUUUACUAUAGGUCGCUCACUGCUCAGCGCUCAGUGCUCAGCUCAGCUCGGAAUUGUUGCGAGAAUUAGUGGAUGCCGUCCCGAUCUGCAAUCUUCACUUUCAAAAAUCCAGGUCUUCAAAGCUGCAAAAAAAUCUGAUCUGACAUUUCCUACCCGCUUCGUGUUUCACCCACCCGGCAACUAGAAUCAUGCAUGUACAGACAUCCGGAUCAAAGGUCAACAUGCUUGCUGAAGAUGACUUCGGAAUUGUCUAUCUUAUAGAGAAUGCUCAACAGUUUUGGUCAGAGCUUGAUGAUGUCCUUCGAGUUCCCAGCGACGGAUCUGCCACGUUAUCCAUGUUAGACACCGCACUCAGGAGGUUUGUGUCCCUCUGUGCUUCUUAUCACGAACAGUUCCUCCAAAGUCCGAUGCAACUGGAACAUGCAUGCAGUCUUCUGCUCGACUCCGAGUUGUUCGUGUUUCACUCUGAACGGAUGUGCGAGUUGGCUAUCGAAGAUGUCGAGUCUAAAACAGAUCCUCACUCACAACUCAUUCUAUACAGCGUACUAUUGUUCCACGGUCGCCGUCAAUCGAACUUUAUUCGCUCUCAUAAGCAUUGGCAACCACUAAUACCGCUUCUCAUGGAUCACGUUUUAGUGGAAAUAAACCUAGAUACAGAGGACGUCUAUCUUGGGGCACCCUCCAUAUCAAGUAGUUCCGGUUCGCGCUCCAGCAUGGUGGUUGGCCACAUACCUAUAGAAGCGAAGUUAAGGAGUCUGAGUCUGAGGCUACUCUAUGAAGUGUGCAGGGUUCAAAAACUGUCUUUACAUGAUCUGAAUGUUUUCAACGAUCAGUUUCUCGACAAUUUGUUUGAGCUUAUAGAGCAGACUCGAUUUAUGCCCGAUGAAACUCUGAAUUACUCCGUGAUUAAAUUGAUCGUUGCAUUGAAUGAGCAAUUCAUGGUAGCCUGUUUAAGCAAUAAUCAACAACCUGGAGCUAAGGAGCCAGAAUUGCAAAAUCGAGUUCUUACCGUCCUGAUAUCUCGUCUCGGAUCUAGCAAGACUUUUGGUGAAAACAUGAUAUUCAUGCUCAAUCGUGCCUCACGAUCUGCUGAAGACCUGUGUAUGCAACUUCUGGUGCUCAAGCUUCUUUACAUUCUUUUCACCAACAAGGCAACGUCAGAAUAUUUUUACACAAACGAUCUAUGUGUCCUUGUGGAUGUCUUCCUACGCGAACUGGUUGACCUUGAUGAGGAGAGUGAAUCUCUUCGACAUACCUAUCUCCGUGUUAUGCAUCCACUGCUCACGAAGACGCAAAUGCGGGAUGUGCCAUAUAAACGUCCUCAAAUUGUUCUUGCCCUCGAAUCCCUUAUUCAAAAUGGAAAUAUCCGAGACAUCAACCCCACAACGAAACGUUUGGUCGAACGAUGUCUCGGAGGGGAGUGGUGUAUGCAGUUGCGAAGGACGUCACACGAUAAAGAGACACUCAAGCGUCAAGGGGAUUUUCGACACAGCAGCCCAAGUCACGACAUCAUUGCGUCCACGAGGCAAGACACUGUGUCCUCUCGAGCACCAACGUCCCCAGACGUGGAGCAUGACUCUGCUUCCAAGGCGCUGAGCUCGAAGCCGAAGGUUAUAAAGCACUGUAGAAGUGUUGAAAGCGUACACAAUCCUACAUCUCCGCGACUACCCCCUCCACGAUCGGUAAAAACCACAUACAUGCGUUCUAGCCCAGACAGCGUAACGAGUUUAGCGGCUGCAACCAUUGCUGCAUCUAGACGACGAGAGAAAGCUAGUUCUGCUGACGAUGUCACUAGUGCCGUCGCACUCCAUCCAGAGAAGGGCGUUCUCGUGCAACAACCUAGACCGCCUUCGUCUAGUUCUUUGAACCUUCCUACAGUCAAUCACAAGGUUCGAAGGCCGGCACCUGCUCCGCCCAAGAGAAGAAAGCCUCCUCCAGUGCCUGUUGGAACAACCAAUAGCGGCGCUACAAUCACAGCCAUCGCGACCUCUGCUUCUACUCCUGCCCUUGGUCAAUUAGGGAGGAGCAACAAACUGGCGUGCCGCCAGCUGUAAUUCAGAAACCAUCGGUGUGUAUCAGUGCUCGUCUGUAUGAGCCUUCCUCUACAUCUAGGUUUGGCUACUUCACUAGGAGUUUUGGAACUCUGCUUUACCUAUCCUCAUUCGCAAACAUCGUCUCGUGCAUUGAACAUUCGCAUUUGGAUCCUCCAUCUCAUAGUUAGGACACUCACAUUGGAUACAAAAUGUACAGCUUCUUCACAACACUCUUCGUUUAUCACGUUCCAGUAUUUAUCUCAUUUGAUUUGAUUGUGUUCUGGUAUUCAAUUUCUAUUUUUUUUUUGUUUCUUGCACUCUCCCAACGUCCAAUUUCAAACUAUCCCAUCCAAUUUUCUUGAAGUUGG